CAUGACGAGAGAUGUGGGCGGUUCCCUCGACUGUCUUGCGCGCAGGUGCAGCACUGAAGUUAGCGGCGUAAACAUCUUCCCGAAUUGUGGUUUUCCUAUCAAGGUUGGAGGCAGGCCUGUUGCGAUCCAUUGACGAGAGAGGAGGCCCGUCGACAUGACUCUCAACCAGAAUCAUUCGGAGUCCGGUGGAGUCAUUAUCAACAACAGUGAAAGCGUUUUGAUGAAUCAUGACAACGUGGAGCUGGCCUUCUGCGAUGCGGACGGCUUACCUGAGGCCUUCCGAAAAAGCAGGAAGGGCAGCAUUUACCUGACUCCAUACAGGGUGAUCUUUGUGGCUAAAAGUCGAGAUUCACUCAGGUCUUUCAUGAUGCCUUUCUAUUUGAUGAAAGGCUGCGAGGUCAAGCAACCUGUCCUCGGGGCAAAUUACAUCAAGGGGACCAUCAGCGCCGAGCCCGGAGGUGGAUGGGAGGGCAGCGUGAGCUUCAAGUUGGUCUUUGCUGCGGGUGGAGCCAUCGAGUUUGGGCAAUACAUGCUGGAGGUUGCCACCCAGGCUUCCAGAGGUCAGCCGGUCAUUGCAGGCUUUGGCGGCGGAUGUCCUUUCCUUGCUAACGGAGCCUAUGCUUAUCCGCCUCCCCCUUCCAACGGGGAGUAUCCCGGCGCCGCCGGACCCCCGCCGUGCUACGCCUACCCCAACGUGCCUCCUCCAGAUGGCUUCUACCCCAACCCUCCGGCGUUCAAUAACUCCGCAGCCUACAUGGCUCCGCCUCCGUAUUCAGCCGCUCUGGGUCAGCAGCCCCCGCAGCACCCCGAAGGCCCCUCGUCGGCCGCCGCCGAGGCUAAAGCAGCCGAAGCCGCCGCAGCCGGCGCUGCCAGCAGUUCCGCGCGGCCCCCGACGCACGUGUACUUGCCAGAGGAUAAGCCUCCCCCCUACUCUCCUCCGGAAGACAAAAAGCACCAGUAGACCUCAUUUCCUUUCACACAUUUCAAUUUCAUUUGUUCAGGUCUUUCCUUCUUUUCUUGACUUGCGAUAGUUCUUGAUCGAAUGAGAAAAGCUCUUAUUUAUGAUGAUGAUGAUUAUGAAUGUGCUGCAAGAUUCCCUCUGCUUCAUGUAGCUUUGCUAUCUGUGACUUGCGUAACCUACUGCACAGUACAACUAGCAAUCGGCUAUGACGGAAUUUCAUGGGACGCUUUGCUCUGCCAAUCAAUCCAGUGAGCGAAAUGAAGUCGUUCUCUUUUUUCAUUUUUACCAUUUAACUGUAUAUAUGUAGAAGAUAAUAUAUAGGUUGAGGACGGCAUAGAUUCGAGUGAGUCAGUGAGUCCCUGAUCCAGGACUAAGAUCAGACACUGAGAAGCCAUGUACAGACACCAUCCGUUAUGUUGUCAAAAUGCAAAGCAAAGCACAGGACGAACCCAAACAAAAGUCAUGAUCGAAAGUAGCGUGGAUUGGGCUAGCAAGUUUUGUCAGAGAUUGCCUGUGAUUCCUACUCUAGUCAUUUGUGCACUGUACGUUAGAUGCGGCCGGUUCCUUGCUCAUCUCUGGGCUCGCUCAGGCAUGGCUCAAAGUAUAAAGAAACGUCCAAAUGAUCCAGUACAGUUAACAGGCCUUUAUUAAACGGAUGCUGUUUAAA
Messenger RNA from Syngnathus typhle (broad-nosed pipefish), 1628 nucleotides. It is a transcript of the gene wbp2, whose product is annotated as WW domain binding protein 2. The record is from RefSeq and is a predicted model, not a curated record. Gene Ontology annotation, cellular component: nucleus. Bases 155 to 961 code for a protein of 268 amino acids. Gene Ontology annotation, molecular function: chromatin DNA binding; transcription coactivator activity. Gene Ontology annotation, biological process: positive regulation of DNA-templated transcription. Lineage: Eukaryota; Metazoa; Chordata; Actinopteri; Syngnathiformes; Syngnathidae. The transcript is spliced from 8 exons.